Punica granatum (pomegranate) is the source of this 2138-nucleotide messenger RNA. NCBI's taxonomy places the organism in Eukaryota, Viridiplantae, Streptophyta, Magnoliopsida, Myrtales, Lythraceae. The record is from RefSeq and is a predicted model, not a curated record.
GUCAGUCGUCACCUCCAAAUCAAAGAAAGACCAAUUCCUUCGUUUUUGCAGAAGAGUCAGACGCAAAACUCCAAGCCGGCUGUCCAAUUACCUCUCAUAACCUUAAAACUCACACACAGUUUGCAGAAGCCAAUCUCUUGGGAAGCACAGCUAAGCUAUGGAGAUCGGUCUCUUGUCCUUCUUCGUCUUCCUCAUCGUAGUUUCGGCAUCGAUCAGGACUUCGGUGUCCCAGUCCACUACCUGCAACGGGAUACUUGUUACUUACAACUACACGGGCGGAAGGGAGGUCACACCCACCGACCCCGCCAACCAGCCCUACAGGUUUGAGUCCACUUUGACCGUGCAGAACAACGGCCUCGAUGAGCUCAAGUCAUGGCAGGUCUUCAUCGGGUUCCAGCAUGAUGAGAUCCUGGUGUCUGCCGAUACGGCUAUACUGGCAGAUGGGACCUCCCUGCCAGCAAGGGUCGGGAAUGGGACAACUCUGGCAGGCUUCCCGGACGGCGACCUUGAGACAGCAGUGGAGACGGCAGGGGAUCUGAACCACAUGCAGGCCGUGGUCCAGUUAGUCGGGACGCAGUUCAAAGUCACGCCGCCUAAUAUCCCGUUGCCGGCGAAUAUAACAUUAAUGAAUGAGGGCUAUUCGUGCCCUAACAACUACACCAUGCAAGGGAAUACCACGAUGGAGAUAUGCUGUAAUCGGAGUUCAAGCUUGGGUUCGAACCCGACAAGUAACAAGUUUCUACCUCGCCAGAAGGGCGACCUCAUUAUCAUGUACGAUGUGACGAGAGUGUAUGAUACGAACUACUUCGCUCAAGUCACGAUCUCGAACCAUAACCCCCUAGGCCGACUUGAGAACUGGAUGUUAAGCUGGGAGUGGGCUCGAGACGAGUUCAUCUAUUCGAUGAAAGGGGCAUAUCCUUACGUGGUCGACACGUCCGAGUGUGUCUUUGGCGAGCAGGGCAAGUACUACAAGGAACUUGACUUCUCCCAGGCCAUGAACUGUGAGAGGAACCCUGCGAUUGUGGACCUGCCCCUGGAAAAGGCGAAUGACACAAACCUCGGGCUGGUUCCAUCCUGCUGCAGGAAUGGGACUCUCCUGCCACCAUCAAUGGACCUUGAAAAGUCGGUCUCGGCUUUUCAGAUGCAGGUGUUCAAGAUGCCACCAGACCUCAAUCGGUCCGAGAUUGUACCGCCCCACAGCUGGAGAAUCAAUGGGACGAUGAGUAGCACUUACGAGUGCGGGAGCCCAGUUCCUGUGAGCCCCAGCCAGUUCCCGAGCUCGCUUGGCCUGCCCUCAAAGACCUCAGCAAUUUCGAGCUGGCAAGUUGUCUGCAACAUCACAAGACCACAACCGCCUCCAAAGUGUUGUGUUUCUUUCUCAGCAUUCUACAAUGAUUCGGUCAUCCCUUGCAACACCUGUGCUUGUGGGUGCGCAAACGUACCGAGCAACACCUGCAGUGCCUCAGCACCAGCCCUUCUCCUGGAGCCACCGACACUCCUCCUCCCAUCUGAGAACCGGACUGAGAAGGCCCUGGCAUGGGCUGAGCUGAAGCGCCGGCCGGUGCCCGACCCCCUGCCCUGUUGGGAUAACUGCGGUGUCAGCAUCAACUGGCACCUGCUCUCGGAUUACAGGAACGGCUGGACAGCCAGGCUCACGAUCUUCAACUGGGGUGACACCCCAUUUCCUGACUGGUACACCGCCGUGCAGCUCGACCAGGCUGGACCAGGCUUUGAGGAGGCCUACUCAUUCAACGGAAGCCUCCUCUCUUCCCAAAACAACACAAUUUUCAUGAAGGGCCUCUCCGGGCAGGCUUACAUCCUCGCAGAGACGGACGGGAAGAACCCGAAGAAAGAUCCCCGGAUCCCAGGGACACAACAGUCUGUGAUCCUCUUCACGAAGAAGACGACUCCGAACAUCAACAUAGUCCAUGGAGAUGGGUUCCCGACGAAGGUAACAUUCAACGGUGAGGAAUGUGCAAUUCCCACAAUCCUCCCUUCUAACAUUGGAUACAAGAUGAGGUCUGCUGGUGGAUUCAGCAUUUUUCUUUCCAUCAUGCUCAUCUUCUUGUCGUAAUAAUUGCAUUUGUAUGAUUGAUAUAUUUUUUUUAAUUACUGGUAAAGGGCAUUGGUUUAUUCGA